GCUUAGAGAAGAAAAUUGUCCCUUCAUUUAACUUCCUUCGCAAUCUGUUUAAAUCGGAUAAUGACGCCCUUGAUUUUGUAAUUGCACGGCCCCGUUUUCUUAAAUAUGAUGUUGAUUCUUACAUCUUGCCUAAUUGCAAUGUUUUGAGGCAAAAUGGAGUGCCUGAACUUAACAUAACUAAAGGGUUUCGUUGGAUUCCUUUUCCACUCUGUGUUGCUCCGGUUUUGUUCAAAGAAUAUGUAGAGAAAGUAAAGAAAAUGGGGUUCUAUCCUGAGAGGUUUAAUUUUGUUUUAGCUGUCUGUGUAUUAGGUUCGAUGAGCAAAUCCACUUGGGAGAGAGAGUUUGAUGUUUAUAAAAAGUGCGGUUGGUCUGAGAAAGAGAUUUUAGAAGCUUUCAGGAGAAAUCCCUCGGUAAUGGCUACUUCUGAGGAUAAAAUUAAAGCAGUGAUGGAUUUCCUUGUAAAUGUAAUGGGGUUACAGGCUUCACUUGUUGCUAAACAACCGAAUUUGCUAGGAUUGAGCAUGGAGAAGAGAAUUGUUCCAAGGGGUUUGUUUGUUAAAGACCUUGUGUCAAAGGGCUUGUUUGAAAAAGCAUUGUUGUUGAGGAUGUUUGAUAUUCCGGAUGAGUUGUUCUUUAAGACAUUUGUCUAUUGUUAUGAAGAAGAAAAAGCUUCUGAGCUGCCAAAACUCUAUAAUGAAAAACUGAACCUUACUGCAGGGGGAAAGCUUAAGACAGAUAAAUUUAAGAAGAUAUGUUGAAAUAUUUU
Hibiscus syriacus is the source of this 766-nucleotide messenger RNA. RefSeq lists its product as uncharacterized. NCBI's taxonomy places the organism in Eukaryota, Viridiplantae, Streptophyta, Magnoliopsida, Malvales, Malvaceae. Gene Ontology annotation, biological process: chloroplast organization; regulation of DNA-templated transcription. Gene Ontology annotation, cellular component: chloroplast. The transcript has a single exon. The record is from RefSeq and is a predicted model, not a curated record. The coding region runs from base 258 to 758 and encodes 166 amino acids. Gene Ontology annotation, molecular function: double-stranded DNA binding.